GCAAACAAUACAAAUUAUUGGUUCAUUUUAAGAGUGUCUGCACGCAGUAAAUAGCCAGUUUAAUUAUUAUUACAAAUACUAAUUGCAUCUAUCAUUGGUAUUUCAGAUUAGGACGGACUAAGUAUAUAUCUUUUACAGAGAUUGUCUUUCAAGUAGGGAGCAGAUCUUGAUCCGAGGCGACACAAUGCACGACAGUGAAAUGGACGAAACAGAAGAGGAAGGCCAAAAGUAUACUGAAGAAUUUAUUCGACAUACAAUCGAACGAGAAACGCAAAGUAUUGAGGCUCUUAAAAGGGACACAACACAGCUUUCAGAGAGGAUACGAAGUCAGGAAGAAGAAAUACGAACAGCUAGAGAACAGGAAACGAAGCUGAAAGAAAAAAUAGAGAAACUGGAGAAGGAAUGUACCGAACUAAAGAACAGUUCAGAUGAUGCUCUAGCAACAAAGGAGAGAGAAUUAAAAGAAACAAAACAAGAGUUAAAAGAAAAGAUGACAUACAAGGAAAGAGUUUUAAUGGAAUACAAAGAACAAUACAGAAUAAAAGAUGAGGCUUUAAGGACAUCCGGAGAAGAGUCAAGUCAGUUGAACACAGAGCUGAUGGAAGAAUUAAGACUACAAGUGCAGAGAUAUCAAAGGUUAACUAAAACAGUUUCGGAAAAGGGAGAUGAAAUAGACAGAAGUGUUGGGAUAAGAGUGAGGUUGUUCGCGCAAACUGGUUUAAACCCCAAGUUAAAAAUGAGACUUUCAGAAAAGGAAGAGGAACUUAAAAGAAAAAAAACAAUGGACACAAACUGUUUUCUCUAUUCCUGGCUGUUUUUGGACUGUCAUGUCUCACUUCAGACGCCUGCAGGAACAUACAUAAGUGUCUACCCACCGGGCAUAAAGGGAUUUAAUCCAACUCAACUUAACGUGGUACAAUCUCUACAGGAGGAUUGUAAGCGCCUAGGACAUCCAGAUCAUAUUAUUCCUUUGUUCGGUCUUAAUGUUGACGAUAUAGAUGAUUGGUACAAAUUAAUUGAUGUAGACCAUGAACGAUGGACAGCGGAUAACAGUAUGCUCGAAACCGCACUAACCACAGGAUCGGACGAUUUAGGGAAGUACUUAGAAGAAUACAAACACACGAAUACAAAAAGUGCAGAUAACAUAUAUUCAGCUGCCUGGUAUUAUUCACUGGGAAAAUAAACAAAAACGGUACCGAACAUAAUUAUUAUAUGUUGCAUGAACCAUAUUACUUAACGGCAAAAGUAUUUAAAUGUAUUAUAGUAUACUGUCUACGAUAUGUAAACACCAAUAUAACACGCAUUAUAUCAGAAAAUUGAAAUAAUGUGAUGAUGUCGGAUGAUAUAAAGGAAACGUUGAUUUGGGUAACAAGUGCACGUAAUUGUUUAUACUGACCUGCUAUUGGGAGACCUCAUUCGUGUGGAAGAUCUUAAUCGUAUUUUCCUAAUAAGUUGUUCAUCACAGCUGAUUUACGUCUACGUUUACGUCUACGUAUCAAAGUUCUAAUACAAAGGCGGAAACCUUAUGCUUGGCGUCAUCUUUAUACGUUUGAUGUUAUUUUAUUGCAUUUAAUAACUUUAUUGUUUUGAUCGCUGUUUUGUACUUACUCAAGUGAUAAUGCAUAUUUUUAAAAUAUAAAAUGGGCAUUUACAAAUACGGUUGACACUCAAUCUUAUAAAACAUCAUCCGGUAUCAGUUUGCAAAUCCAAUUUUUUUGCAAACGUAUUGUUAAUUUUAUUUGCAACAUCAACUUCAAUUGGAAGGAAAAAUAUGCUUUUAGUUAAAACAGUUUUCAGAAAUAAAAACAGAUAAGAACAUACAUCUGACGCAGUUGUUGAUAAAACUGCGCUGGAUUGUACACAAGUGAAAAUGCAGAUGGAAUUAAUUAUCAAUAAAGUGUGGACAUUUUUACACCCGUACUUAAAUUCAGCAGCUCUGGCAAUUUUCAACUGCUGUUAUCUGAGACUUCUAUGAUCCCAACGUACUGGGUUUUUUUUAAAUUUUACUAGAAAUAUCAAAUUUUUAGUUGCAAUUUUGGGUGCCACUUUUAAAAUUUAUGUCUCAAAUAAUAAAAUAAGAGUUUUCUAAUAAUCCGGAUUUUCAAACUAACACCGACUGUUGUUAUAAUCAAGUUGAUGGCCGUCUUAAUAAUAUUUGAUAAAAUAUAACUAAAUUAAAGUAUAUCGUUAAUGAUUAUGUAUGAACAUUAAACUAAAUGCAUUGAUUCUUUUUUUUUAAUUGUUUUAACAUAAUCAAUUCGAAAUUCCCAAAGUGCAAAUUGAAAAAAGAUGAAAUAACAGUGUUCAUGGCAAGCUGUUUUUAUUCCACUAAAACGUUUCUUUUGAAAGGAGAUGCAGAUAACAACUGUAUGACAGAACCCAGCUUGCAAUGGCUAUUUAUACGUUUAUUAAAUUCCUAUUUAACAGUUAUAGUUUAUAAUCGACGCAUUUCUGCUUGGAACUCGUAGGUGAUAUUUAUCGAGAUUUGUGCGUCUGUUCAUUUGUGUAUUGAAAUUGAUGGAAUAUAACCUAUUGUGACAUAGUAUACUGAAACACAAUGAAAAUGUUUAGUUUGUGUUGGAAAUACAUAUAUGUAUAUUAACAAUAUUAAAAUGUGUUGAUUUAAAACGACAACAUUUAGUUCAGGAUGUGUUCAUUUCUGGACCAAAUAUAUUGUCACUCUUUUGUAAUUGAAAGAUAAGGAUGCAAAAUAUUCCUUGCAUUGAUAUUCUUUGUAAAUUAUAUAUAUGUUAAUACUUUAGCGGAAUUCCCUUUUUACUAUGUUUUGAUUUAUUUUUUUGAAUUGCGAAGUUAAAAUUACAACAAUAAAUUAUAAUAUAUUCAAAAGUAUUUUUAAAAGUAUAUAAAAGGAGGCUUAAAGACACUUUGUCGAAAAAAAUACGGACAUUAAAUAGCCUAAAUAUUUGUUAACUUUAAAACAUAUAAACAUUGUACAACGGUAGUAUUUGAAAGUGACUCAGACGGACACGCUUGCUGCACUUUACAAAUGAGAAAAAAAGAAUAUGGAUUAUAUAUACAAUAUAUAUUUUGAAUUAAAUAAUAACUCGUUAUUCUACUGUAUGCAAAACUUGUGUAAUCGAU
This is a messenger RNA of Mya arenaria, 3102 nucleotides long. Its product is annotated as ribonuclease Y-like. The record is from RefSeq and is a predicted model, not a curated record. The transcript is spliced from 13 exons. The coding region runs from base 185 to 1183 and encodes 332 amino acids. NCBI's taxonomy places the organism in Eukaryota, Metazoa, Mollusca, Bivalvia, Myida, Myidae.